CACAACUUCUAGUAGCUGCAGCGGGUGUUUGACGUAGAAAAGAUUCUGCGGGAAAAAAUUAGACGGCAUGGCGGGGCGCGGGAAAAGAAAACCCAAAAAUUUGAUGCAGACAGAAACGUCAAAUGGGAACGUGAAAAAAGUAAAAGAAGAUCAGAGGGAUGAGAAGGCAGCAGUUGCAGGAGAGAUGAGAGAGGAAGUGGAGAGAUUGUAUAAACUACGCAUGCCUGAGGACUUCUACCAGUUUUGGGAAUUUUGCAAGGGGCUUAAUGCAGACUGUCCACAAGAUGCCCUAAAUAAAACACUUGGGCUUCAGCUGGUUGGCCCAUUUGAUAUCCUAUCCAAAAAGCACAAACGAUCAGCUUCCUCUCAGCCCAACUUCUAUCUUCACUGGCGUCAUUUCUAUGAUCCCCCAGAGUUCCAGACCAUCAUACAGGGCAACAGAGAGACGCAGCACCACAUGGGCUAUUUCAGAGAUACACCCGAUGCCUUACCUGUGUUUAUUGGUGAAAAUGAAGCCAAGAAGGGCUGUACCAUUACACAGAUGGGGGACAACAUCUUUGCUGCAGUUUUGCUGUUUUUGAAGAAGAAAAGGAAGGAGAGGGGACAACAGAAGGAUGAAGCUGCUUUGGACAUUUUAGAAGAAGAUUUGAAGCAAGAAGCAGAGAGGUUAGGUUUGCCCCUUGAGCAGAAGACUAAAGCAAUGAAACAAAGAGAAAGAAAGGUUGUCACAAAGACAUUUCAUGGAGCAGGAAUUGUGGUUCCAGUGGAUAAAAAUGAUGUUGGAUACAGAGAAUUACCAGAAACUGAUGCUGGUCUGAAGAAGAUUUGCAAAGCGAUUGCAGAGGCCAAAGAUGAUGCUGAGAGGAUUAAAGCAUUCGCUCCUAUCCAGGAAAUGAUCACCUUUGUUCAGUUUGCCAAUGAUGAAUGUGACUACGGCAUGGGCUAUGAGCUUGGGAUAGACCUGUUUUGUUACGGCUCACAUUAUUUCUAUAAAGUGGUAUGUCAGCUGCUGCCAAUGGCAUACAAUCUGUUGAAGAGAGGUCUGUUUGGAGAGAUACUGGAGGCGCAUCUUGCCAACCGUUCCCAGGACAACCUUGACCAGCUCGCUGCUGUUUGACGUAUUGCGAGAGGAUGAUAAGCUGUAUUCAGAAUGACUUCCUGUAAAACAUGUUGGGGUGGUGUGAGAGAUGAUACACUGCACUGAAUUGUGCUGUUAGGCAGUGCUUUUCAAUUCAAUAUGCAACUAAGCCCAAGACUUUUCAGAUUGUUAGUUUCAAAAACAAAAAUGACUUUGUUUUAUAAAAGUAUGUAAAAGCAAAUUAAUUUGAGCAUUAAUUAAUUAAUCUCUUUCGGCUGAUAGGUUAGCCCUACAUUCAGUUUCAUUCAGUGCCGUUUUCAACUAUCAACAUUUUGUCAGUAAUGCUUUGCCUUUCCAAACCUGGUUUCCUUUCAUUCACAGUCAGUCCUCUUUACCAAAUAAGUUACAACUGCUGAGAAUUCAGUAUGUUACAUUACUUAUUUAUGAUUCAGCUUUCUGCAUUUUCCAUUAACAUAUUUUGCAUAACCCAGUUUCUUGAAUGCAAAAGUCUCUUUAACCUACUCGUUUAUCAGUACAGUGAAUAAAGAUCUCUGCAGUGCUGAUCAACAGCUUGGCUGUGGUUUUGUUUAAUACAGCAUGAAAAGUGAGUUUAAGUUGAGAUACGAAAACAGAACGUUAUACGGUUUUAUUUUUAUCCUGCUCCUUGGCCCUACAGUACAUCGUCCAAGUGACUUUAAUUUGAUGCCUAUGGUUGUUAAAAUGUUACUCUUGAGUAAAUUGUACUGAGAACCUUUAAUUUAGUUUUCCACUGUCAAGGUAUAACUGUGUUUGCCAAUAUUGUAAUAUAUGGUAAUUCCAUUAUUGUCAUCCAGUACUUAUGUUGUUCUUUUUUCCAAAGUAGAUGUUUAAUAAAGUGUAUAUUUUUUA
Molecule: messenger RNA, 1966 nt
Organism: Myxocyprinus asiaticus (Chinese sucker)
Lineage: Eukaryota; Metazoa; Chordata; Actinopteri; Cypriniformes; Catostomidae
Product: histone PARylation factor 1
Exons: 8
Coding region: 68-1117 (349 amino acids)
Biological process (GO): DNA damage response; regulation of protein ADP-ribosylation
Cellular component (GO): nucleus
Molecular function (GO): histone binding; poly-ADP-D-ribose binding
Source: RefSeq, a predicted model, not a curated record